Perognathus longimembris pacificus (Pacific pocket mouse) is the source of this 5267-nucleotide messenger RNA. It is a transcript of the gene Znf518b, whose product is annotated as zinc finger protein 518B. The coding region runs from base 1070 to 4309 and encodes 1079 amino acids. Gene Ontology annotation, biological process: regulation of transcription by RNA polymerase II. Gene Ontology annotation, molecular function: RNA polymerase II transcription regulatory region sequence-specific DNA binding; DNA-binding transcription factor activity, RNA polymerase II-specific. Gene Ontology annotation, cellular component: nucleus. The transcript has 2 exons. Lineage: Eukaryota; Metazoa; Chordata; Mammalia; Rodentia; Heteromyidae. The record is from RefSeq and is a predicted model, not a curated record.
UGCUCUGCUUAUUAUCGGGAUUCUUCCUGAUAUAUUUUGGUUAUGUAUACUUUUUAAAAGCCAGCAAUACCAUCUUAAAAAAAAAAAACAAAACCCAUCUCUCCUUUUAAGAGGAUCUGAGCAAUGUUUGUGCCAAGAGGAAGAACAAAGACAAGCCUUAUUAGUGUCACUCUAAAGGCCACCGUUUCUUCACUCAUUCUGCCAAGAACACUGAGUGCCUUUCAUGGCCAAGGUCUAUCCGGAUGGUCAUGAUAAGCAGGGACUGCACCAUUCACGAUUGCCCCAGGCUUGAGUAUUUCCAAACUGCCUGUUGUCCUUUACAUUCAGUUGCUCACACAAGCCGACUCAGACCACUACUGUUGUUGGGAAAACAGGUAGAGCUCACCUAAUGCAUCCUAAGGGGGUGUGGGGAGAUGCAGGAAUCACUAGGGAAGAAUUUUAAACCAUGUAGCCUACACGUGUCCCAUGUAGAUGGGAACCACAUAGUUUUUGUUUGUUAUUGUUUUUUUUAUUUAAGUUUCCAGGAGGACAGCGCCUGAGAAACAUAGCCUGGGUUCAUUCUCUUUCUUUUUCAGAAGUAUAUCCAAGAAAGCACACCUGUGCGGAUCCAGAACUUAAACCCAAGUGUCUGACUUCUGUUGCUGACCUCUGUGUGCUGGGGUUCUAGCACUAGCCAUCUACACCAGGGCCUACGUCCUGACAUGGGCAGGCGCUGAGCACCAAAGAAGAGAAGGCCUGAAAGAGGAGAGGCGGCCCGGAGACCUGCCAGGCCUGAUUCACAUCUACAGCCCAAAGGCUCUGUCUGAGCCAGAAGAACGGUGCUGGAGAGGGAGUGGAGAUUUUGAUGGAUUGUCACACAACAAACACAACACAGCGUUCCUAGAAUAGCAGAGAGCUGACAUCAGCCGUCUUGUAGAUCGUGCACCCCUGGCAGCAAGAUACAAAAAAAUGGUGGCUUACAGAGGAAGCAUCUGCUGCUCCUCCACCGGUCGCAAGAUACGCCAAGGGAUGCCUCCGGAGGAUCUCGUCCCGUGACAUCCUCGUGAACUCCAGGCAGCUCCUCCUGCAAAUGCAGAUAAAGAAGAUGAAGGACAUCGGGGAGCAGCUGUACACCACCCCGAUGAAUGGUGGGCCCAGCUCCUUGACCAUGUCCCCCAAACAACCGAACUCUAACCGAGCCACCCGGCCCGAUCGACAGGAAGCCCAGAGCCUUCCGUACCAAGGCUCCGAGGCAGAGGCGGCCGUGAUGACGCUCGCCACGUGCGAACAGUGCAAGAGCGUCGAGAAAGUCCCGCUUCAAGAGCUGAAGAAGGGCGCCGGCCCCGGCCAAAAGGAAGACAGGUACGUCUGCUUCAAGUGCAGCCUGCACGCGGCGCCGCCCCAAUUCCAUUUCGUCGGCGUCGAUCCCGGGGCCGCCCACGUUGGAAAUGAGACGGAAACCAUCUCCAGUCCGGUCAGUAACAAAUUUAAGGUGAGGAACUUUAAGCCAGGAAAGUUCUAUUGUGACAAGUGUCGGUUUUCCACCAAGGACCCUCUGCAGUACAAAAAGCACACCCUUCAGCACGAAGAGAUCAAGUUCAUUUGCUCGCACUGCAGCUACAUCUCCUACACGAAAGGCGAGUUCCAGAGGCAUCUGGUGAAGCACACGGGGAUCUUCCCCUACCGCUGUGAGUACUGCGACUACGGAGCCAUCCGGAACGACUACAUCGUCAAGCACCGGCGCCGGGUGCACGAGCGGGCUGGCGCCAAGCGGCCGCUCAAGGCUGUGGCCAAGCUGGAGCCCAAAAGAACCGGCGUCGCCAAACAAAGCCCCGAGCUCUUCAAGGCUCCCGGCGCCAGGACGGCGUUUCAGCAUAAGCUGUCGAGCCAGCUCUCAAAGUUCUCUCUCCACGCAGGUAAAGACAAAACCCGCAACAUUGUGCUGCUACCGGAUUCGAAGGGAUACCAAAAGGAUGUCGUGUGCAUCCCCAACAAGAUGACCUUCCCGGAGCCCAGCGAGCUGAGUCUGCUGGGGAACAAGAACGUGGAGGUGGAGGUGCUGUCUCCCUCCAAGGAGCUGGUGCAGCCCGGGGUGCCCUUGACGGUCGUAGCCCCGUCCGAGCUGGUGGUCCCCACCAACUGCCUGGCCCAGUUGAUAGACGUCAAGGUCGUCAACGGCACGCAGCAGCUCGUGCUGAAGCUCUUCCCGCUGGAGGAGAACACGCGGCUGGACGCCCCCCGCGGGGAGGGAGGGGACCCCGAGCCUGGGACCAAAGACAAAGGCUCAGGUGAGCAAGGACAGAUACUGCCUGCGGAAAACACCAAGUCCCCGAGACUUGAAGGGAGCCCCGGAGAGCUGGUGAGCAUGGAGGGUCUUCAGUCUUCGGUCCAGAAACACCUUCGGGGGGUGAAGUGGCUGAGGUCUUACGAUUUACUCAUGCCCAACGCCAGCCUAGACAGCUAUAGAGAGCCUUUACUUAGUUCCAGUUCAACUAGGGAUCUGCAGAACAAACCAGCCUUGCACCCGUACAGACCUGCUCUUCCUCCCGCCGCCCUCAAAGGACCUUCUCCAGCCUCUGUAGGAAAAAUCAGCGCCGUGUGUGGCCCGGGAGCCCCGUCCAACCCUGUUCCCGUUCCCUACGUGGCUGCCCUCGCCUUUGCUAACGGCGGCAGGACUUUGCACGGCGACUCAGCACGGGCGCUUCCCCUCGCCGCGUCCCCCGCAGCCGCUUCGGGGUCUGGAGAAAAGGGCCUGGGACCGAGAAGCCAGAUGAGUGUUCCCGUGCAGACGCUUCCCUCCAGCAGGAAGCCGGGGGACGAGCAGGCGGAGGGGCGCGGGGAGGGGCGCGGGGAGGCGUCCCGCCAGCCUCCCACGUCCUCGCCGCGCGCGAGUGAGUAUUUACACAUAAACCUCACCGCGGAAGGCAAGGCCGGCUCUCCGCAGCCCGGCCACAAGCCCGCCGAAGCCAGGAACUCCGAAAGGACUAAUAACACUUUCGACGGCCCGGUCAUUUCGUCAGUAUUUUCUCUGAGCUCGGGAUCUGAAAACGUUCCAGACAGUGUUAAGUGGAAUAGCGCAACGUCCAAAAUAAAGUCAAUUGAACUGUUGCGCAAAAAGAUCGCUCAGCUGAUCGAGUCUUGCGGCAAGCCUUCCUCCCUGUCUGCCAGCAGCGCGCAGCGCCGUUCUACCGGACCGGCGCCCAGGGGAACUUCCAAAGCCGUCCCCCCAGAAGGGCUUCAGGACGUCAGCGUGUCCCUCGUGGGCUCGGACCCUGCCACGGGUCCUCUCCAAAAACCUCAGCACGAGACUCCCGGCACUGGGCCGCUGCAGCCAGUCUACCCACCACUGAGCACAGGCAGCCACGGGAAGAGCAGCGGCAGAGUGACCAGGAAGGCUCAUGUCGCCACGCCGGUGCUGAUCCCCAAGGGAGCCGUGUUGAGGGUGCUCAACUCAUCGGAGGACGCCCAGAUCAUAGAGGCCACCUGCGACACCCCCGUCAGCAUACCGUGCGCCGCUGGGCCGUUACCGCGGCCCGGGCCACUCCGCCCCGGGGUACAGCCGGACUCGGGCCUGCAGCCUGUCGCCAAUGGAAGUGAGCUGAGAAACACAUCCCCGAGUUCGGAGACCUGUUUUCGGGCUAAAUCAAGAAAAGAGGAUGCUGUCUGUAGCCCCACCCCUAAGAAGAUCACCCCUGCCCAGGGGCUGCAGGGAGGCGGUGACUGGAGGAAGCAGCGCAGACUGCUUUCCAGAAGCCUGACCGUAAGCAGGAGCAAAGCCAAGCAAGUCAACGCAUCCAAGAAGAGAAGCAAGCUCCAGGCCGAGCCCGGCCGCUGCCUCAAGGAGCCCUCCAUCUUCCAGGUUUCACGCCAGCUCCGACUGGUGGCUGCCAAGCCCGACCAGCUGAUCAAGUGUCCCCGGCGGAACCAGCCAGUCAUCGUGUUAAAUCAUCCUGACGUGGACUCCCCGGAAGUGACCAAUGUCAUGAAGGUGAUCAACAAGUACAAAGGCAACGUCCUCAAGGUCGUCCUGUCGGAGAGGACGAGGUGCCAGCUGGGCAUCCGCCGCCACCACGUGCGGCUGACCUACCAGAACAUGGAGGAGGCCAGCCAGAUCAGAAGGCAGAUGAUGCUGAAAAUGAAACUGAAGAAAGUCCACAGGAACAACUACCAGGUGGUGGACUCCUUGCCCGAUGACUCCUCUCAGUGUAUCUUCAAGUGCUGGUUUUGUGGGCGGCUCUAUGAAGACCAGGAAGAGUGGAUGAGUCACGGCCAGCGGCAUCUGAUAGAGGCCACGAGAGACUGGGAAGUCUUGUCUUCUAAGGGCAAAUGAACGGACACUGGUCUUGGAAGCAUAUUGUCUUCGUUUUCGUUUCUCCUGUUUAGGGGUCUCCAGAUGCAGGCUGUAGAGCAGUGAUUGUUGUUGCUGAUAUCGGCUGCCAGAGCGUUGAGAGCCCUUUAUCUGACUGGCCUGGCAUUUACAGCCCGAGAUGGUACACGGAGAUGUACAGAAUUCUGACGGGAUGUGAAGUUCUCAUCAGGUUGCCGGUGGAGCUGAGACCUGUCUGUGUUCAGUGUCUGUUUUUCUGAGUAGAUGUACUUCUGUUCAGAGGGCUGAGUUUAGAAUGCUUGACACCUGCUCCUUCUACUAAUGCUACUGAUGAUUUCCAGCAACAGUUGGGGUUCACAUUUACUUGGCUUUUGCUUUUUAUUUGGUACCUGGUGGAAAUUGGGCUUUCUGCUUGUUACCUGGAAUUUGGUUCUAAACACACACACAUAAAAGGCCAUCCAUCCCCUUUAACCUCAUUCUCUUGUUAUUUUUAAGUGUUCAGUGUAGCACUGAGUUUUGCUUUUAUUGACUCUUUGAAGAGUGAUUGCAAGGGUUUGUUGCCUUGCGACACAUGCUAGAAGAAAGAAACCAUCUUUAAAUUAAAAUACCUUGAUCUGUGUCAGUUAAGUGGGGAAGGUGCCCUUAAGAGAAAAGAAAAUGUUGGGCUUCUCCUUUACCCCUAACGCUCUGGCAAAUGAAGCGGCUGCUUGCAGGUGGCGGGGAGGUUUACACCACAGAUGAACCUUGGGAGUCCGCUCGGGUGGGCUUGCAAAGCACGGUGGCACGAGAUCUGCUGUGUUGUGGUGCCCAGUUGGGAAUUUGGGAACUGAGUAGGUGCUGUCUGCUCUAGCUGGUCACCGGGGUCACUCCCCUGUUCCAAAUAUGCCUUCCCUGUCCCCUCCUGACACUGUGUCCCCCAUGAAAUUACUAGAAACUGGUGGCCCACAAAACUGGUGGCCCC